CUCAUGCACUGCACGUCCUCAUUCCUCAAACCAACCACACUCCUAGCACCGCCUGCCUACUCAUUCACAGCUCCUUGUAGUCGUCCUCGAGCUUCCCCGACAUGCGGUCCAUUCUGCCAGAUAGACAGAGGCAACCAGACGCGCACACACGUGGGUGGGGUGGGCGGUCCCUGCUGUCGAAGUGAGUCCGUAGGAUUUCUCUCACCUCUCGGUGUUUUUGAUGACGAAGUAUCCCAGGCCGAUGGCAAAUGAUGCCGUCAGGGCGAUGCCAAACACGAUGAUCUGCUUGCACAGCAUACCCGAACACCGCACACACGUCAGAAAUGAAGUACCUACCGGUGAUUGGCCCUCCUUUGUCUUUGUCACCUGUACAAGGCGGUUCUCCAUGCCAACCUGUUCCCACAGACUCUCGCCAGUCGUGAUCUGAACUCACACACACAUAUACACAAACAACAACACAUUGCAAGCAUCCACACGAACUCUCAUCCCAGAGGGGAUGUCGCGCCCCUCCCUCCCCCGCCCGGCUGACCUCCUUGAUGAACCAGGCAGCCAUGGCAAUCAUGGCGGCCCGUCCGUUCUGCAACUCAGCGUUCCAGCCGAACCCGAAGUUGCCCUGACCCGUCGGGUUGAUGCGCCACGGGUUCACAUUACUCGGGUCAAAGUCAUCCUUCUUGCCGUAGCCGGGAGGCGGCGGCAUCUCGCUUGGUGCAGCUGCCUUGGUCUCCCCCUCUGCGGGUGGUGUCGCGAAAGCAUCAGGGACGGCCGAUGAAGACGAUGGCGAAGAUGGCGUGGCCUUCUCGGUCUCGGUGCUUCUCAGAACGGAUCUCGCCGCAUGUCUGUGAGGCAUCACUGAGGGCUGGGAGGCUCGUGAAAGGUGAAGUGGAGGGACGAAGGCUGAUGAUGAGUGCUGGGAGAUGCGGCGAUGAACUGCAAGUGCAUGAUGCGAAAGAAAGAGAAAAGCGAAGACGGCAGGAAGGGCUGCACGCUGCAUUGUGCCUGGGGAGAAGGGACGGUGGGGAUGAAGAGAUCUU
Vitrella brassicaformis is the source of this 1031-nucleotide messenger RNA. The record is from the annotation of a GenBank genome assembly. Lineage: Eukaryota; Vitrellaceae.